Molecule: messenger RNA, 559 nt
Organism: Tuber aestivum (summer truffle)
Lineage: Eukaryota; Fungi; Ascomycota; Pezizomycetes; Pezizales; Tuberaceae
Source: the annotation of a GenBank genome assembly
AUGUUCCUACUUCCGGGGCCAGAGGAAGGCUAUGUCGAUGCAGUGCUAAAAAAGUGUGGAAGCCCCAUACGCGCGGACGUAGACGAGGUGUUCAAGAAGGGCUUCGGGGGAGAAGGGGUGAACCACAAGAAGCGGAAGUGGGAAGAUAAAGCUACAGAUGCAAUUGGAAGUUGAGAGGUGGGUGUUGGCGGAUAAGGCGGUGAUGGACCUAGCAAAGAAAGCCUGGGGAAGUCAUAUCCUUGCGUAUACCACCCACGUUGCCGCUGAGAAGGGGAUGUUCAGUCAUAGAGCGCUGCAUUACGGACACUUGGCAAAGAGUUUCGGGACCAGGGAUGCCCCGGGGGAUAUUAGGGGUGGCGCAACUGGUGGUGGGAAAGGGAGGGGCAACGCCACGGGUUCGGCGGCCACGGUUACCUCGGCAAAAGCGGGAGUGAAAAGGAGCUUGGUUGCGGAAAAUGCACCGAGCGAUGCUGGCCUAGAAGCAGUAAGGAAGAUGCGGAAGACGGCUUUUAGCAUGCAGAUGGAGAAGGGGAUGGCUUCGGAGUUUAAUAUCGGAUGA